Messenger RNA from Pocillopora meandrina, 390 nucleotides. Lineage: Eukaryota; Metazoa; Cnidaria; Anthozoa; Scleractinia; Pocilloporidae. The record is from the annotation of a GenBank genome assembly.
AUGAAGCAACUGUCUGUAGAAGACAUAAGAUAUGCUGAAGCAAAGAAAAAGGCAGGAAAGCGAAACUAUUUUUUAGAGUACCUGCAUCAACACAGUAGCUCUGAUGAUUCCAAUGAACUACAAACUGAAUUUUAUGUAAAAGGAAAGAUUGUGUGUAGGGAAGCAUGGCUUCUUGCACACAAUUUAAAUAAGGAAACCUUUAGACGAAUUUGGGGAAAAUUUAAAGAUGGUGCAAAUGUGCUGGAGCAUGGGAAUAAAGGAAGGAAGUCAAUCACUAGCAAGACUGCAGAUUGCAUUGCCUGGUUGCAGUUUUUGUUAGCUGUAGGGGACCACCAACCAGACAAUGGUGGCAUCCAUUUACCAACAUGCUUUACUAAAAGUGACAUUUAA